UGUUUUCCUCAACUUGGUCGAUUUACAUUACGUGAUGAAGGUCGAACAGUUGCAGUUGGCAAAGUUCUUAAAAUAAUUGAGUAA
This is a messenger RNA of Rotaria sordida, 84 nucleotides long. The record is from the annotation of a GenBank genome assembly. Lineage: Eukaryota; Metazoa; Rotifera; Eurotatoria; Philodinida; Philodinidae.